UGUAGUAGGAACGGCCACAACCCGGCGGACAGGGCGCCCUGUCCGCCAGCAGCGCGAUGUAGCUGAUGUAGUCGCCUGUGUAGCCGAGGAGUCUCCUCCUCCGAACGGACUCGGGCCAGCCUGCAGCUGCCUUCUCUUCAACCGCACCGGCCAUUUCAGCGGUGCUCCUCUGCGACUCCAAGCCAGGUGGCCACGUCUCUCCCACCGCUACUGCAUCGGGUGAGAGGCCAACAAUAGUAGAACAAAGAAGAAGAAGAAGAAAGAAAGGCAUGGAGAAAACAGCUUCCGACUUCCGUCUCUGCUCGGCCGCUUUCUUCUUCUUCGCGCCCAGCAAAAUGGCGAGAAGAGAGAGAGAGAGAGAGAGAGGAGUAAUUCGUAUUAAAGCCGCUGGUUGUGAUCGCUCGAGUCUGGCGUGCAUGCAAUGGGUUGGAGUAGAGGGAACCGGUGCGCCCUCAGGCCAUAAAUGCACUCAGACUUCUGGGAGUCAUAGCCACCCUUCGAUCUCCAUGAUCAACGGGAGCGUCUACAGCAGCACGGUCAUGGACUCGGCCAGCAAAAUCGCGCCACGGUUGGGUAGGGCUGGGUAGGGUAGGCCUUAAAGCCGGCCAUUAAGAGCUUCACCAACCCAACCCUCACGAUCAAACCGCCACCAUCAUCGCCGCCGGCACCACCACGACCGGAGGACCAAACUGCUGUCACCUUUGAGGCAGCAUUAGCAAUUAGAAGACCUCCGAGAGAGAGAGAUGGGGAUGCUCCCGCGUACAAUGGAGAUAGAGUCGUAACUUCAACCAUGCUGUAUCUUCCGUACACCUGACCCUUUGCUUGCCGACGCUCUGAGAAGUGGGGCCGCUCUUCUACCGAAGCUGCCGCGAUCGAUUUCUCUCGUGCCGUUCGUUUUUCUUAAACCGCGGUUUCGUUGACACGUGUGGCGGAGAGCUCACGCAAGCGUGUGAGAGCAUCGGCGCAUGUGCUAGCGCGAAUAGCGCCACCGUCGCCGCCAUUUCCGAUUUUUGGAUCCUUCAUCCCUCUCUGGGAAUUUCCCUGACUUCACCUCCCAAGUGCCUCCUCCCGUGCAGCAGCAUCAUGCUGGUGGCACAUGUCCAUGGCUGCAUUUAGAGCCGCCUGUAAGACGCACAUCCCCUCGUCACCGGUUUCCUUCCUUCGCCGUCGAUUCCCUCUCGCAGUUCCUGCCGUCUGGCUGCUCACCAGCUUCACCCUGGGUGUGGGCCUCACAGCUCUCCAUCCAUCCUUCCCCUUCACAACGGGGUGCGCCCACUCCAACCCUCUUGUUAGAUCAAAUAUUGCCAGCCGGACUGCUCCGAGAGCUCUACAUUCAUCCGGGAUGGAAGGGAACGGCAACAUCGUGCCGAGCAUCGUGGUUUAUGUCACCGUUCCGAACAAGGAAGCAGGCAAAAAAUUAGCUGAGAGCAUAGUCAGAGAAAAGCUUGCUGCAUGUGUCAAUCGGGUCCCAGGUAUCGAAUCCAUUUAUUGGUGGCAGGGUGAGAUCCAAAGUGAUGCUGAGGAACUACUGAUAAUCAAGACCAGGGAGUCCCUUUUGGACGCUUUGACGGCACAUAUCAAAGCCAAUCAUGAGUACGAUGUCCCUGAGGUCAUCGCUCUGCCUAUCCAAGGAGGAAAUGCUCAGUAUUUGGAGUGGCUCAAAAACAGCACCAGAGAUCCUUGAUGUCUACCCUGGUGCAGGCAAAGGAUCUAAAUGAUGCAUAGUGCAUUAUGAAUAUGAAAACGGUGCUUGUAAUGACAAGCCAAGCAUGUUCUCUCGAGAUAAUUGCCAGCUACAGACAUAUAUGAGAUGGAAGGUUAUUUGCAAAGAAAAAUAAGCCGUUAUGCGUGCUUCUCUUAAGCUUCAUCCACUUGCUGUUGUUUAAAUUGAAUGCCAUAGCUGAACAGAUAAGCCUGAAUGGCUAAAAGAUUUCUGAUGAACUUUUGCCACAAAGAUUGUGGUCUCUUGUUUGAUUCUGAGCCCACUGCAUAGUGGUACAAUGUGGAGACUGGUUGUUGGUAGGGUGGGUA
Nymphaea colorata (pocket water lily) is the source of this 2031-nucleotide messenger RNA. Its product is annotated as protein CutA 1, chloroplastic. Lineage: Eukaryota; Viridiplantae; Streptophyta; Magnoliopsida; Nymphaeales; Nymphaeaceae. The transcript has 6 exons. Gene Ontology annotation, biological process: response to metal ion. The coding region runs from base 1097 to 1684 and encodes 195 amino acids. The record is from RefSeq and is a predicted model, not a curated record. Gene Ontology annotation, molecular function: copper ion binding.